AUGGCGUCCACCAUGUCCAUCCCUAGGCAGAUGGAUAUGGGAGAUAGGAGCGUGUACCUGCGCUCCGUGCUCCAUCACGACGCCUAUCUCCCCGCACACCUAUCUCCCCGUGCGCCGCCGCCAGCCACCUGCGCCUCCCCCGAUCUCCCCCGCUGCCGGCAGCCCCCUCCCGGCGCCCCCGCCCCCGCGCCACCACCAGCCCCCUCCCCGGCAGCCCCCGACGCCCCUUCCCCGGCAGCCCCGCCUCGCGCGACCCUCCUCCCGAGCCCGUCCCCGCUGCCACCCUCCUCCGGAGCUCCUCCCGAGCCAGAGCUCCACCCCGCCGGCCACCUCGUCCCCCCUCCCGAGCCCGAGCUCCACCCCGCCGGUCACCCAAGCCCGAGCUCGCCCCACAUCGGCGCUGCGCCCCCUGCCUCCUCACUGUUGACACGGCAACAGUGGUACAAUCAAAAGCAUACCUUCAUCGGGCACUUCAAGGCUGAGCAGGGCACGAGGGUCAAGAAAGCUGACAAUAUCAGGGAUGAUACUCAGCUGACUAGGGAUGAUUACAUGAAGGUUAUGCCCCUAUGGUGCGAAAAUAAGGAAGACGCAUUUGAGGCGUUGGUAGCGAGGUGGGUUAGCGAAGACGCCGACUUCAACGCCAAGAGUGCGCGCAACAAGGCAAACCGUGGCACCGGAGGAACACACAGUGCAGGAAGCCGCAUCACUGAGCGCUACAGGAAGCACAAGGAGGCGGAACUCGGGGAGCCUCUCACCGAGGUGGGAGGGUGGCAGAAGAUGAAGCUGAAGCAGCCCGAUCUGAGUCAGCCUCAGCCCUCGCUGCCCGAGUACUUCGGCUAUGCCGAAGAGGAGUUGGCGAACUACUGCUAA
Lolium perenne is the source of this 870-nucleotide messenger RNA. The record is from RefSeq and is a predicted model, not a curated record. NCBI's taxonomy places the organism in Eukaryota, Viridiplantae, Streptophyta, Magnoliopsida, Poales, Poaceae.